AUGGGAUGGGAUGGGACAGGACCCGACACAAAGGGACAUGAUGAGACCUUGCCUGACAGAGACAUAAAGGGAUGGGAUGAGAUGGGACGUACAGAACCUGACACAGAGGGACGGGAUGGGACAGAACCUGACACAGAGGAACAGGAUGGGACAAUACCUGACACAGAGGGGCAGGAUGGGACAGGACCUAACACAGAGGGACAGGAUGGGACAGAACCUGACACAGAGGAACAGGAUGGGACAAUACCUGACACAGAGGGACAGGAUGGGACAGAACCUGACACAGAGGGACAGGAUGGGACAGAACCUGACACAGAGGGACAGGAUGGGACAGAACCUGACACAGAGGGACAGGAUGGGACAGGACCUGAUACAGAGGGACAGGAUGGGACAGAACCUGACACAGAGGGACGGAAUGGGAUAGGACCUGAUACAGAGGGACAGGAUGGGACAGAACCUGACACAGAGGGACAGGAUGGGACAGGCCCUGAUACAGAGGGACAGGAUGGGACAGACCCUGACACAGAGUGA
Mizuhopecten yessoensis (Yesso scallop) is the source of this 531-nucleotide messenger RNA. Its product is annotated as nucleoprotein TPR-like. The transcript has a single exon. The record is from RefSeq and is a predicted model, not a curated record. Lineage: Eukaryota; Metazoa; Mollusca; Bivalvia; Pectinida; Pectinidae. Bases 1 to 531 code for a protein of 176 amino acids.